Labeo rohita (rohu) is the source of this 4080-nucleotide messenger RNA. It is a transcript of the gene xk, whose product is annotated as X-linked Kx blood group (McLeod syndrome). Gene Ontology annotation, cellular component: membrane. Bases 116 to 1429 code for a protein of 437 amino acids. Lineage: Eukaryota; Metazoa; Chordata; Actinopteri; Cypriniformes; Cyprinidae. The record is from RefSeq and is a predicted model, not a curated record. The transcript has 3 exons.
CGCGGUGAUCAGCUGUGUAUCUGCGGCUGCUUGCUGGUGGUUGAUACGUCCACUGUAACUUCAAAAUGCAGGCUCACGAGAUCCGAAAGCAGAAAACCAACAUGGUUGAGUGAGGAUGAGACUACCCAGCUCUGUCCUUGUGUCGGUCUCUUUGUUUACGGCCGAGACGACGGCUGCUCUGUAUCUGAGCAGCACUUAUCGCUCCGCUGGUGAUCAGAUUUGGCAGUGUUUUACGCUCCUCUUCACGCUUGUGCCAUCCGUGCUGGUGCAGCUCACACUGAUAUUUAUUCACAGAGACCUGAGCAGAGACAGACCUCUAGUGCUGCUGCUUCAUAUAUUACAGCUUGGACCAAUAAUAAGGUGCCUUGAUGCCUUCUGUAUCUACGGCAGCGCCGGAAAAGUGGAGGAGCCGUAUGUCACCAUCACCCGUAAGAAGCAGAUUCCCCGGGAAGGGCAGACCGAAGAGGUGGAGCAGGAAGUGGGACAGGCGGAAGGGAAGUUAGUCACCCACAGGGCUGCUUUUGCCAGGACCUCGGUCAUACAGGCCUUCCUGGGCUCUGCACCCCAGCUCACGCUGCAGCUCUACAUCUGUGUGCUGCAGAAAGGGGUAUCCAUUGGUAGAGGUACUCUGAUGGUCAUUUCCCUUCUCUCGAUUGUAUACGGAGCCCUACGCUGCAAUAUUCUCGCCAUAAAGAUACGCUACGACGAUUACGAAGUCUCCGUGCGUCCGUUGGCAUACCUGUGCGUGUUCCUGUGGCGAGGGUUUGAGAUCGCCACACGCGUGGCCGUCCUGGUCCUUUUCAGCUCCGUGUUGAAGGUAUGGGUUCUUCCGGUGGUGUCGGCCAACUUCAUCCUGUUUUUUCUACACCCGUGGGUUCUCUUCUGGAGCAGCAGCUCUCCAUUCCCAGAGAACAUUGAAAAGACGUUGACCCGUGUCGGGACCACUAUCGUCCUUUGCAUGCUGACCUUCCUGUACGCCGGCAUCAACGUGUUCUGCUGGUCGGCCGUUCAACUCCGAUUGGAUGACCCUGACCUGAUCGAUAAGGGUCAGGCGUGGAGGCGCCUCGCUGUGUAUUAUUCCCUUCGAUUUGUCGAGAACACAGGGCUGACUUUGAUGUGGUACAUCCACCGGACUGAGUUCUACCAAUGGGUGGACGCCCCCGUGUUAGAAAUAUCGCUGUUAUUGGGUUACGCCACAGCUGUGUUCUUCAUGUUGCUCUUUUACCAGUUUUGCCAUCCUUGCAGGCAACUCUUCUCAUCUAGUCCAGCCCAAGGCUUUUGGGAGUGCUGUGGAUCCCUCUGCCUGCUUCGUGGGACAAUUUCUCAGUCUGGCUCCAUGAGGACCAAGCCACAAGGGAAAGACACUGGAGACGAUCCACCCUGCGGUACCAAAGGGGACAUCGGGCAGAGUUUGUGUGGUGCCGUGUGAGCAAAGCACAUCUUAAAGGAAUAGAUCAGCUAAAAAUGACGAUUCUGUCAUCGUUUACUAACCUUUAUGUCAUUAGAAAUCUGUAGGACUUUCUUCUUCUCCAGAAGGUAUUUUGAAAAAUGCCUCCAUGUGUUUUGUACUGAAAUACGUAGUAGAAAUCCCAUUAAAGAUUUACGUUAUUUUAAAAAAUCCACAUUGUUUUGUACAUAUUUUGGACUAUGGGGGCGCCAUUAUUUUGAUUAUGUAAAAUGUUUGCACUUGGUGAGAUAGCGGCACUACCUGUUGCUAUUCUUACCACAACUCGGAAAAUAAAAUACUAAUACAAUGCCACAUUGUGCGGCUUUUGGUUGUAAUUUUCAGUCGAAGGACAACAAGAGAAGCGAUAUAAGUCUUCAUUGCUUUCCUAGCAAAAAGAAGAGGAGAAAAGAAUGGGAAGAUGCCUGUGAAUGAAUGAAACUACCUAAAGACCUGCGUCUUUGUUCUCUACACUUCAGCCCUGAUGCCACUGAGGCUUUUAGUAGACCACAGCUACUGAAAGUGCUUACAAACGGCAGAAACAAGAAACGCUAGAUGCCAUCCAGGCAGGAUGUAAACAUGCCGACGCCUGUCAUGAUGGCACAGCAUGGAUUUUACUUGAUAUCUGGGGGCGUUUAGACUUGUGGAGGAAAAUCUAUGGUUCAGCAUUUGGUUUAAGCGUAGGCUUAUAUCCUGUAAGUAGCUGUGGUCAUUGUAUCAGUAUUUUUUCCAAGUUUCUUAUUCUGAGUUUUGUUGCGGUAUAUAUAGAAACAGGUCGAAAUAAUGGCGCCCCCAUAGUCCAAAGUAUGUAUAAAACAAUGUGGAAUUUUUAAAUUGUUUAUUUAUUCUCCUAUUCUUAUUGCUAGGAAAGCAGUGAAGACUUAACAUUGCUUCUCUUGUUGUCCUUCGAAUUAAAAUUACAACUAAAAGCUACACAAUGUGGCAUUGUAUCAGUAUUUUACUUUCUGAGUUGUGUUGCGGUAAAAAUAGCAACAGGUAGCAUCAGUAUCUCACAGAGUGCGACAUUUCACGUCAUGGAAAUAAUGGCGCCCCCCAUAGUCCAAAAUAUGUAUAAAAUGAUGUGGAUUUUUAAAUUGUUUAUUUACUCUCCUAUUCUUAUCGCUAGGAAAGCAGUGAAGACUUAACAUUGCUUCUCUUGUUGUCCUUCGAAUUAAAGUUACAACUAAAAGCCACACAAUAUGGCAUCGUAUCAGUAAAAUGAUGGGGAUUUUUAAAUUGUUUAUUUAUUCUCCUAUUCUUAUUGCUAGUAAAGCAGUAAAGACUUACAUCGCUUCGCUUGUAGUCCUUCGACUGAAAAUUAUAAUGUGGUGCACAAUGUGGCAUUGUAUCAGUGUUUUAUUGGUAAAAAUAUAUAAUAUAUAUAAUAGAUAGUGGCAGUAGCACACCGAAGGCAACCAUUUUACAUAAUGAAAAUAAUAGCGUCCCCCAUAAUCCAAAAUAUGUAUAAAACAAUGUGGAUUUUUAAAUAACGUACAUUUUCAUGGGUUUUCUACUACAUAUAUAAGAGACAUCAUUUAUGUUAUAUUAAGUCUUAAUGGGGUCCAGUGUUUUUUGAACUCCACUGACUUUUAUUGCAUAAACAAAAGCAGUCUUAAAUAAAAUAUCCUCUCUUGCAUUCUACAGAAGAACUCAUGCAGAACUGUGUAUUUUUCCAUUUGGAACAUGAGGGUGAGUAAAUGAUGACAGUAUCUUUAUUUGUGGAGGAAUGUUCCCUUUAAAAACAUUGUGUGAAGUGCCCUUUAAGGAUCUGAAGGGAGAGAUUUCUGCCUUGAUGUGUGAUGGUGGAAUGUAAAAGUCAACGUUUGUUGGACUUUGAGAUGAAAAUACUUUUUCUUGUUUGGUUUACAAAGCAAACGAGCCAGCAUGUUCCACUGAAGUGCAUGUGAAAAUUCCCUAAUAAGACGAAACCGCUGCUUUUGUCAUGUGAUGUGGGAGCGCUCUGUCCCCUGUGCGGUGGUUUGAUUAAUGUUAUAGCUUCUACGCUGUCUCUGUGUCUGGAUUAUUUAAAGCGGAUUUAUUUAAAAGAUUGUAUUUGCUUGAGUUAUAAGCUGUUGAUUUUUUUCCCCCAUCACCUUGAGGGCAUUGCUUUCUGAAAAAUGUUUGAAAACCUCUCAGGUUUAUUAUUUAUACUUUCUUCUAGUUUAUCUUAUACUGUGUUUAAGACUGUGAAUUAGUCCUGAUUGGUCAUGUGAUAGUGUCCUACAUAUGGCCUAAAUUGCCUGAAACUGCUUUCAAUUUAUGAAUGGUGAGAAUUACAGUUGGGUUGCCAGGACCUUCAUAAUCCUGCAAAGAUUGUUUUUUCUUUCCUUUGUUUACACUCCUGUUUUGCACUUGUCUCAUCUGGGACCUCUUUUGCACAUUAUUCUGAUUUUUCCUACAAAAACAAACAAAAAGGUCAUUCUUUUUAUUGAGGGCAGUAGAUGAUUGUAUCUUAACUUUACUGCCCCCCUGUGGGGAGUCGAAUGGUUUGAAUUUAUUCAUUUUUUUCAAGACUUUGUGAUCAGUUACAUCUGGAAAGUCCCUCAGAAGAUGUCCUUAAGCACUGUAUAGAGCACAUCACUGCUUUUGAUAUGUGCAACUGUCAGCAAAACCUAUAAUAAAAUAAAGGAGAAUGA